Molecule: messenger RNA, 2004 nt
Organism: Penicillium angulare
Lineage: Eukaryota; Fungi; Ascomycota; Eurotiomycetes; Eurotiales; Aspergillaceae
Exons: 8
Coding region: 1-2004 (667 amino acids)
Biological process (GO): single strand break repair; double-strand break repair
Cellular component (GO): nucleus
Molecular function (GO): 3'-tyrosyl-DNA phosphodiesterase activity; double-stranded DNA binding; single-stranded DNA binding
Source: RefSeq, a predicted model, not a curated record
AUGGAUCCCGAGGAGAUAGACGACCCCUUGCUAAGACAGGCGAUUGAGGCUUCCUUGAGGGAUCUCAACGGCGAUUCCGAGCCCUCUGCAUCUCGCCAACCUUCAGAUCAUGUGGUGGACCUGACUAAUGAUUCUGAUGACCAUGAAGAGUUAUUCCCUAAGUCAAAGGCCACUGUUGGCUCUGAUACCGAUGACGAAGCCGAGCAAGAAAUGCAAAACGACGAAGAGCUCAGACGAGCAAUAGCUAUGUCAUUGCAAGAUCAGUACCAGGGCAAUAGCCCAUUUGAAGGGGAGCUACAAACUGAACAGCCUGAUCCUCCUCCUAUGGGAAUGCUAGGCCUGGAUAGAAAACAGAUGGAAGCGGAGCGCCGCGCUCGCCUGGAAAAACGCAAAGCAGAGAACUCUGUAUCGUCACCAGAACAGUCUCCAACAAAAGUUUCCAAGGUAGAGGAUCGAUUAGGCGCAAACCAAAAUAUCCGAGAACCCAAAACGGUUACUCAACCAUCCUCGUCAACUCACUCAGCAUCGCCGAUGAGACCGACUGCACGCCCAGGAAUUCAGUGGCCGCUGGGAAUCGUCAAAAAGACCCAUGUUCUAGGCACAGAGCGUGGCAGUGAUGAAAUCAGGAUUGAAGAGGUCAUUCAAAGAGCAGAUCUAGAACUUGCAGUUUUCAGUUCGUUCCUAUGGGAUAUGGACUGGCUUUUCACGAAAUGUGACCUCUGGAGGACACGAUUUAUUCUCAUCAUGAGCGCCAAGGAACAAGUCCAGCGAGAUCAGAUGAACGAAGAGACUAAGGGCAUGAAGAACCUCCGCUUGUGCUUCCCGCCAAUGCCUGGCCAGGUCAACAUAAUGCAUUCAAAACUAAUGCUCUUAUUUCAUCCUGAAUACUUGCGUAUAGUUGUUCCUACGGCCAAUCUGACACUGACAGACUGGGGAGAGAAUAAGUUGAUGGAGAAUACAGCUUUCCUUAUCGAUCUACCAUUGAAGGCUAACCACAAGACCCCAAGCUCGAAGACAUUCUUCCAUGAGGAGCUUGUCCAUUUCCUGAAAGCCAGCACUCUCAACGAAAACGUUAUUGCCAAAAUGGACAAAUUUGACUUCACCGAGACUAAACGCUAUGCGUUUGUUCACACAAUUGGUGGGACCAACGGGCCUAAUUCCGAAGAGUCAUGGAGACGAACUGGCUAUUGCGGCCUAGGUCGUGCUGUGAGCCAUUUAGGUCUGCGAUCAUUUUCACCCAUCAACAUCGAUUUUGUGGCGUCAUCUAUCGGGUCUCUCAAUGACGAAUUUCUUCGUGCUAUGUACUUAUCCUGCAAAGGUGAUGAUGGCCUUGCUGAGUACGCAAUGCGCUACAAUAAUUCGUCUUCUGUUUCCCAAUCGGCCAAUAAUCAUCACCGGCACAUGAUGAAAGCUGGCGAUGAAUGGCGAGACCGCUUUCGCGUCUAUUUCCCUUCAGAUAAGACUGCACGUCGCGCGCACCAACAUCCGGAAGAGACUGCUGGAACUGUAUGCUUCCAGUCAAAAUGGUGGAAGGCCGCUAAGUUCCCUAAACAUGUUCUGAGAGACUGUGUUAGCCACAAAACUGUCUUGAUGCACAAUAAGCUCGCUUUUGUCUGGCCUUCGGAGCCCAUAGCCCUCGAAAACAAUCAAGAAUGCAAAGGAUGGGCUUACAUCGGGAGCGCCAACUUGUCCGAAAGCGCAUGGGGCCGUCUUGUCAAGGACCGUACGGAGAAUAAACCUAAGCUUAACUGCCGCAACUGGGAAUCCGGCGUGUUGGUCCCAAUUAUCACUCCCAUCGAUACAGCUUCCGACUCAGGCAAGAGAUCUGAAAGCUCCUUCUCAGAGGGAACACUUCAAGUAGGCAGCGAAUCGUCGACUCCGAAAAUCGAAGCAUCCAACCUCCCAACGGAGAUCUUCCAGGGCACUGUUCCAGUUCCCAUGAAAGUUCCUGCCCCUGCGCUGAGCCAGAGUCGGCCGCCUUGGUUCUUCAUGGGUAGAGACUGA